AUGGUUGUGUUACUCCCAUUGCUUGUGGCUUCGUCCAUGUGUAUAAGCUCGGUCCUCUCUGUCCCAGUGGCCGAGAGAGAUUAUGCUACAGCACCGACGGUCACUGUUACAAAUGGCACUUACUCUGGCAUUCAUAGCAACGAGUAUGACCAGGACUACUUCCUCGGGAUUCCCUAUGCUCAGAAAGCUGUCCGUUUCUCGCAACCUCAGCCUCUGGACACAACAUGGGAUGGCACAAAGGAAGCAACAGCCUACCCUCUACAUUGCAUUGGUUAUGGUGGGGACGAAAUCGGAUACGAGUUGUCGGAAGACUGUCUGUAUCUGAACGUCAUCAGGCCUGCAGGACUCACUGAUACUUCUGACUUGCCUGUAGCCGUCUGGAUUCACGGCGGCGGUCUGUACAUGGGUGGAUCCGCCGACAGGAGAUACAACCUCAGUUUCAUCGUCGAGAACAGUGUGAACCAGGGAACUCCAAUUGUUGCCGUGAGUUUCAACUACAGGCUGUCCGCCUUUGGGUUCCUCGGUGGAAAGGAGGCGCUCGACGCAGGUGUUACCAACAUAGGAUUUCACGACCAACGUCUAGCUCUUCACUGGGUCAACGAGAAUAUUGCCGCUUUCGGCGGCUCGCCUAACAAGGUUACAAUUUUCGGAGAGAGCUCUGGUGCCGAGUCCGUCAGUGCUCAGGUCCUGGCUUAUAAUGGCCGUGAUGAUGGUCUCUUCCGAGGUGCGAUCGCCCAGUCUGGAUUUGGAGGAGUACUUCCUCGAUACCCUGGAGGACUGAAUGCCACCGACUACCAGCAAGAGGCAUUCAACAGCCUCGUGACGAACACCUCUUGCGCGUCGACUGUAGGCACCCCUGAGGCCAUUACGUGUCUUAGGGAUGCUCCUUUCGAGGAGAUCAAUGAGGCUCUGAACGUCACUGGCAUUGGCCCAUGGCCGCCCGUUCUCGAUUCCGACUUUAUCGCAGAUUACCCUACCAAUCAACUGAACAGUGGCAAAUUUGUUCAAGUGCCGAUCAUCAUUGGGGAGAACACGGACGAGGGUGCCGCAUUCGGAUCGGGCCAAGGCCCGAAUGGCUCCACCGUAAACACGGAUGCCGACUGGGAGUAUGCGAUACGCAACCUGUUCAGCACCAACGUCGCAGCCACGUCAGGAAAGACUGCGGAUCAACUUGUUGAUGAGGUUUCUUACUUGUACCCGAACAUCCAGAGUGUUGGAAUCCCCUCGUUGGAGUCAUUCCCCGAGGUCAUCACCAAUGGCUCGGACUUGGCCACAAAGCUAGGUUUGCAAUAUCGACGAAUCAACGCCGUAUCAGGCGACCACUCUAUGCACUAUGCUCGGAGAAGAUCAAAUAUCGCAUGGGAUCAAGCAGGUGCGCCGUCGUACAGCUAUCGGUUUGAUGUUACCGUAAACGGCAUUCCUGACUUCGCAUCAGCAACUCAUUUCCAAGAGGUCGCUUUCGUCUUCUACAACCUGAAUGGCGACGGCUACGAGACCAAUCCGUUCGCCAACACCACACAGGCUUACAAGGAUCUUGCGCUCACCAUGUCUACAUCGUGGAUCAACUUCUUCGUCGGUCUCAACCCGAACGGUGAGACGGUCAGUCCGGCAUGGCCCGCAUACGAUACCUCAGUCGGAGGCGGUGUCGGUCAGAAUGUUGUCUACACCGUCCGGAACAAUGGCAGCUUCGUAGAGACCGAUGAUUACAGGGCAGAGGGAAUCAACUGGUUCAUCCAGAACGCACUUACUGUGUUUGGAAACUAG
This is a messenger RNA of Neoarthrinium moseri, 1764 nucleotides long. RefSeq lists its product as uncharacterized. The record is from RefSeq and is a predicted model, not a curated record. Lineage: Eukaryota; Fungi; Ascomycota; Sordariomycetes; Amphisphaeriales; Apiosporaceae. The transcript is spliced from 5 exons. The coding region runs from base 1 to 1764 and encodes 587 amino acids.